AUGGAGUUGCCAGACUAUCCUAUUUAUUGUCAUUGGGGAGGGGAAAUUUUGCAAAGUAGCGGUGAUGUUACAUAUAAAGGAGGAGAGCGAAAAUUUGGGUUUGUCAAUUGUCAAAUGAGUUAUGAUGAGGUUUUGAGUAAGGUUUAUGAUCUUAUGAGAUGUGACUCGAGAUAUGUGGAGUUGAAGCUACUAAUGAGGUAUCCAAUGAUGUCCGGUUCAUAUGAAGCCAUUCCGUUGGAUGAUGACAAUUCUUUAAAAGCAAUGUUGAUUGCUAUGUCUCAAACACAAUCAACCACAAUGCAAUUGUUCAUCGAGCAACUUCCAAAGCAACCCGAAACUCAAUCCCACUUGGAAUCCUUUCAUGAAAUGGAUUCAUGGGCGAGUCCAUUUCCCUACUUGCCCUUGACAAAUCAAAGUGGGUUAACGGGUUCAUUCACAAGAAUGCUUACGGAUGAACAAUAUGCUAGUGAACACAUUUCAGAGCUCACUUCUCCAACUCAAACACCACAUGUAGAAGCUACAAAUGGUGAUCCAUCUAUGAUACUUUUCGAUUCUCUAGAUCAAAUAUGUGUUGAUUUUUUUGGAGAUGAAGCGGUUGGGGUGGAUAGUGAUGUUGAUGAAGAUGAAGAUACACAAGAUGCUAAUGACAAAGCUAUAAGAGAAAGCGCUCCAUCUCAAAUUUUCAACAAUGUUGCAGAGUUGGAUCCGAUUUUGCUUGAUUCUUGGAGGACUUGGUCCAACAACCACUCUUUCGAUGGUGAAUUUGCUAUUGGGCAAGAGUUUGAUUCUUUGGCGCAAUUGAAAGACAUAGUCAAAGGUUAUUCCAUAGCUAAAAAUCAUUCAUUUAAGGAUCCUUGUCUUGCUUCAUUCAGAAUUGUGAGGUAUAAUGGCCCCCAUGCAAGUAAUUGUUUGGGUGACAUAAACUCAAUCGAUCAUCCUCUUCUCUCCUCUGAUUUUGUAUGCAAUGAGAUAAAAGAUCUUAUUCGUGCCGAUCCUUCUUUGAAAAUCCGUGUUAUUGUGCAAGCGGUGAAAGUCAAGUUUAAGUAUACCAUCACUUACAAGAGAGCUUGGUCAGCGAAACAAAAGGCUAUUGCAAGCAUUUUUGGUGAUUGGGAGAAAUCUUACGAAGAGUUGCCUAGGUACAUGCAAGCAUUGAAAGAAUCUAAUCCAGGAACCGUCGUGGAAUGGUGUACCUUGGCUUCUAAUGAAGAUCCUUCUGUUCACAUUUUUUUGAGAGUGUUUUGGGCAUUCAAGCCUUCCAUCGAUGGUUUUAAGCACUGUCGACCCCUAAUCACCAUAGAUGGAACUCAUUUGUAUGGUAAGUACAAGGGCACGUUACUCAUUGCCAUGGGUACAGAUGCGAAUUCUCAAUUGUUCCCUCUUGCUUUUGCUAUUGUUGAAAGUGAAAAUGGUGAGAGUUGGAAAUGGUUCAUGAAAUGCAUUCGGCAUUUAGUUACUCAGAGGGAAGGUUUAUGUGUCAUUUCUGAUAGACAUGCAGGGAUUUUGCAAACAAUGAAUGAGGUCAAUAGUGGGUGGGAGGAGCCGCGUGCCCACCAUCGAUUUUGUACUCGUCACCUUGCCUCUAAUGUCAACACUCAGUUCAAGAAUGCUUAUGUGAAGAACCUUUUCGGAAAAGCCGCAGAUGCUCGUCAAAGAAAGAAGUUUGAUUACUACUUGGGAAGAAUUGGUGAAUUGAAUGUUGAAGCUCAUAAGUACUUGAUGGAUAUUUCUUCUCAUCGGUGGUCGAUCCACCAUGAUGGUGGUUUUAGAUAUGGCGUGAAAACCACAAACAUGUCCGAAGCUUUUAAUGGGGUGAUGAAAGGUGCUCGUUGUUUGCCGAUAACCGCCCUUGUUCGGAUGACGUUUUACCGAGUGAACUCCUACUUUGUUACAAGACGAGGUUGGGGUAAAAGGAGAAUUGAAGAAGGCCACGAUUUCGUUGAGAAGGCAACAACAACAAUUGAAAUGAACAUGGCAAAAUCUGGUGCUCACGAGGUCCAAGCCUUUGAUCAUGAGAUGGGGCUAUUUGAGGUUACAACUGGACGAGGAGGCAGGGCUUCAGGUAAAGGUGGUAACGUACACACUGUUAACCUUGUAGCCAAAACUUGCACUUGUGAGAAAUUAAAAAUCUACAAGUUGCCAUGCUCCCAUGUGCUUGCGGUUUGUCGUUCUCGCAGCUUAUCUUAUGCUGCUUUCGUUGAUCCUUUCUUUACCACUGUCGAGUAUAGGCAAACAUACUUGAAGAGCUUUCAUCCACUUCCUGAUGUUCCCUAUUGGCCUCAUUAUACUGGGGUGAGAAUAGUUGCUGAUGCUAGUAAACGCCGUGGUGUGGGACGCCCAAAGUCGUCUCGAUACCCUAAUGAGAUGGAUUCGAGUGCUCGACGCAGUGUCAAUGUAAAAUCAUGUAGCAUUUGUCGACGUCAAGGGCAUAAUAAGAAAACUUGUGCAGCUAGGGGUGGUGUUGGAUCAUCGGGGUAA
Messenger RNA from Spinacia oleracea (spinach), 2478 nucleotides. RefSeq lists its product as uncharacterized. NCBI's taxonomy places the organism in Eukaryota, Viridiplantae, Streptophyta, Magnoliopsida, Caryophyllales, Amaranthaceae. The record is from RefSeq and is a predicted model, not a curated record. Gene Ontology annotation, molecular function: zinc ion binding. The transcript has 2 exons. Bases 1 to 2478 code for a protein of 825 amino acids.